AUGAAUCUUCACUUGUUUCGUGAUAGGGCUUCCGCAGUUCAGCUAAUAAAUCCAAAAUCUGAAGUAGCUAGACGCGGCCAAGCACUUCAACUCAACAUCACUGCGGCUGUUGGUUUACAGGAUGUGUUGAAAUCGAACCUUGGGCCGAAAGGCACCAUCAAAAUGUUAGUUGAUGGCGCGGGAAGCAUAAAGUUAACGAAAGAUGCACGAGCAGCCACCGCACAAGAUGAAAUCACAGGAGACGGAACAACAUCUAUUGUAUUAUUAGUUGGAGAACUAAUGAAACAAGCUGAACGAUACGUAUCAGAAGGGCUGCAUCCUAGAAUUAUCACAGAAGGUUUUGAUUUGGCAAGAAAGGAGUCAUUAGAGUUUCUCGACAAAUUCAAAGUUCAACGACCAAUUGACCGAGAACUUUUAACAAACGUGGCACGAACUUCACUACGCACCAAAGUACACAUCAAAUUAGCCGAUUCAUUAACUGAGGCAGUCGUUGAUGCAGUUUUAGCGAUUAAGCGAGAUGACGAGCCGAUCGAUUUACACAUGGUGGAAAUUAUGAAAAUGCAGCACAAGACUUCGAUUGAUUCACGACUGAUUCGCGGACUUGUGUUAGAUCAUGGUGCACGUCAUCCUGACAUGCCGAAACGUGUUGAAGACGCGUAUAUUUUGACGUUAAAUGUGUCGUUGGAAUAUGAAAAGAGUGAAAUCAACUCUGGCUUCUUUUACUCGUCAGCGGAACAGCGAGAAAAACUCGUACAAUCCGAGCGAAAAUUCACUGAUGAAAAAGUACGAAAAAUUGUCGACUUGAAGAAUAAAGUAGUCGGAGACUCGAAAAAAGGGUUUAUGGUGAUUAACCAGAAAGGAAUAGACCCUCUUUCGUUGGAUAUUCUUUGUAAGAAUAAUAUUUUGGCUUUACGACGCGCUAAAAGAAGAAAUAUGGAAAGAUUACAACUUGUGUGUGGUGGAGUCGCUCAAAAUUCUGUUGAUGAUUUAACCCCAGAAAUUUUGGGUCAUGCUGGUCUCAUAUACGAACAUACUUUGGGUGAAGAAAAAUAUACGUUUGUUGAGGAAGUGGAGGACCCAAAAUCUGUAACAAUAUUAAUUAAAGGACCAAAUGCUCACACAAUCUCACAAAUCAACGAUGCUGUACGUGACGGUCUUCGCGCUGUAAAGAAUACCAUAGAAGACGGUGCUGUUGUCCCUGGUGCGGGCGCGUUCCAAGUAGCACUCGCAGCCCAUUUGACAAAAUACAAAGAUUCGGUUAAAGGUCGUGCUAAAAUGGGAAUACAAGCAUUUGCGGAUGCAAUGUUAAUUAUCCCCAAAGUGCUUGCACAGAAUGGAGGAUUUGAUGCACAAGAUACGAUUGUUGCGUUACAGGAAGAACAUGCAGCGGGCCACAUAGUUGGGGUGGACCUUAAUACAGGAGAGACGCUUGAUCCGGUGCUCGAAGGAAUUUGGGAUAAUUAUCGAGUGGUGCGACACAUGCUACAUUCUUGCUCGGUAAUUUCGAGUAAUUUUCUGUUAGUCGAUGAAAUGAUGCGUGCCGGCAAAUCUAGUCUUAAAAAUGAUAAUGUUGGGAAUUAA
This is a messenger RNA of Ambispora leptoticha, 1581 nucleotides long. The record is from the annotation of a GenBank genome assembly. NCBI's taxonomy places the organism in Eukaryota, Fungi, Glomeromycota, Glomeromycetes, Archaeosporales, Ambisporaceae.